Messenger RNA from Zingiber officinale, 1830 nucleotides. RefSeq names its product F-box protein At5g46170-like. The transcript has 2 exons. Bases 136 to 1332 code for a protein of 398 amino acids. NCBI's taxonomy places the organism in Eukaryota, Viridiplantae, Streptophyta, Magnoliopsida, Zingiberales, Zingiberaceae. The record is from RefSeq and is a predicted model, not a curated record. Gene Ontology annotation, molecular function: protein binding.
GCAGCGAUAACAAAAUUCGAUUCUUCUUUCAAUCCCCUCUCCUCUGCUUCGUCAAACCUCUGAUCGAACCUCUCUAGGGUUUUCGAUCUUCUCGUGAGGGGUUUUGGCUUAAUUUCGGAGAUUUUUUCCGAUCUUAUGUCUUCCUCUGGCGCUCUUCCUGCGGCGGAUCUGGACUGGUUACGGGCGCGCUGUUCGGAUCCGCCUCCCCCGCCGGCGAUCGACCACUUCGACCAGCUUCCGGAUUCGGUGCUUCUUUUGAUCUUCAAUCUGGUCGGCGACAUCAAGCAGUUGGGGCGGUGCUGCGUCGUGUCGCGCCGGUUCCACGCCGUGGUCCCCCUCGUGGACGACGUCGUCGUCCGGGUUGACUGCGUCAUCUCCGACGACCCCUGCCCCUCGCCCGAUGCCGUCGUGUGCCAGAAGCCCCGAAGCGUCAUGUCCCACCUCGCCCGUCUCUUCCUCGGUGGUCUCGUCAAGCCGCUCCAGGCCCUUGGGCAGAUCCUCUCCCCCGCGUCUGCAUCUGCCUCCAGGGCGUCGUCACAUUCGUCCUCCUCUUCCUCGCCGCCGUCACCCGACGUCGCCCACCACUCGCCGAGCGAGGUGUUGAAGAACUUCAGGGAAAUCCGGCGACUCCGUAUCGAGCUUCCUGACGGUGAGCUUGGUAAAAAUGGCGGCGUCCUCUUGAAGUGGAGAGCCGAGUUCGGAUCCACCAUCCGUAGCUGCGCCAUUCUCGGCGCCACCUCCAUGGCCUCUUCAUCCUCCAACUCCCUCAAAUCCACAAACCUCAAUCUCAAUCCCAGCUCUGACGACGCUUAUGAAGGCGAUGACUAUGAGAGCAUUCCAGAGUCAUUCUACACCAACGGAAGCUUGAAGCGGAGGGUGGUGUGGACUAUUAGUUCGUUGAUUGCUGCAUCGGCACGGCAUUAUCUUCUCCAUCCCAUUGUGGUCGACCAUGAACCUUUGGAGUCCUUGAUUUUGACCGAUGCUGACAGGCAGGGGGUGCUGACCAUGGACCGGAAGCAGCUGCAAGAACUAAGGCUAAACCCACUGGUGGCAUCCGGGAGCUCACAGCGUACCCUUUUGCCUGCACUAAGCAUGCGUCUAUGGUAUGCGCACGAGCUCGAGUUGUCCUGUGGGUUGGUGCUGAAGGGUGCGACCCUGUUGGCUAUCAAACCAAGCGAUGAACGGUCAAGGGAUGUGGGCAGUAGCAUCACAGUUUCCAAUGACUUCUCAGAUAGUUGCUGGAUCUCAGAAUGCUUUGAGGAGCCAUACAGAACAGCAACCAUGAUGCUCAUGAAGAGGAGGUUUUACUGCCUUGAGAUGAACUCUUUCUGAGUCUUCAAAGCCUACAAAUUUUGUGCUUUGCAGGCCUAAUGGAUGUCUCAAAUACGUGGGAAUUAAACCACAUACCGAAAUGGUCCUCAAGCGUGGGCGGCCAUUGUAUGCCUCUGUAACCUCAUGGUUAACAUGCUCCGCUCCUUGGGGCCUUUCUAUGAUCAAGUUAUAGGAUGCUCUUGUGCCACUCUGCAAUCUGCGAAGCUGCUUGCAACUUUGGAAGCUGACUGGUUGAUGCCCUUCGGUUGUCUGCGACUAAUAUCGGUUGACUGCAACUAAUAUCGGCUUCUCUUCCACGAUUCCUUCGCUAUGCUUCACUAAUGUACCAUAUGAAAUUUCAUAUAUCGAUCUCACGUUGCUGUGUACUUGUCUUAGUAAGACAGCAAUUGACUGCAGUUUUAGUUUCUACUCUAUUAUUUGGCAUGUUCCAUUGGCAUUUACUGCACAUCUUGUCGUAAACUGAUGUUCCGGUCGGACUAUAUGGAACAGUUGAAACCA